ACCGGCGCAAGGACAGGGACCAGAAGGGGACGAAGCUGGACGAUCCAACCUCCCGUUUACAGCCGCUCACAGUAAACGCAGCGGAGGAUGGGAUACGUGACCUACCGAAACAAGAAGAAUGCGAUAAUGCUGAUACGUCAGGCCACACGAAGAUGGAGGAGGGCCCGGGGUUUGUUUCAGAUUAAGACAGAGCCCGUUGACGCACUCACGACAAUGAAACAAGGAUCGGUACGACGCCCUCCCUGCAGAUCAAGGGAGAAAAUCUCGACACUCCCUUGCCUGAGCUUAAGAUGGAGGAUAUCAACACGCCGCCACCAGCCACCAUAUGGGAGGAAGAUAGCAAUAUGGCGUCCCAAAGUACCGACCCUACAUCAUCUCCGCGACAUCUCUCACCAACGCUUUCGGAUCCACCGCCUCCGCCAGUCACCUUGUCCGCCGAGCAAUGGGCAGUCCUCCGCAUGGUCAUGUCCGGUCAAAACGUCUUCUUCACGGGCUCCGCAGGAACAGGCAAGUCGGUGCUUCUCCGCCAGAUCAUCGAUCACUGCUGCGCCCGAGAUCCAGAUACGGAACGGCUUGCUAUCACUGCAGCCACGGGCAUCGCGUCUGUGAAUAUUGGUGGGUGUACACUCCAUUCGUGGGCCGGGUCGGCCUUGCAAAGGAGCCGGCGGAUCAGCUGCUAGGCAAGAUUCUUGGACAAGACAAAAAUGAACGAGAGAAGGCAGAGCGGGAAAGGGCAGGGCGG
Messenger RNA from Fomitopsis serialis, 742 nucleotides. RefSeq lists its product as uncharacterized. NCBI's taxonomy places the organism in Eukaryota, Fungi, Basidiomycota, Agaricomycetes, Polyporales, Fomitopsidaceae. The record is from RefSeq and is a predicted model, not a curated record. The coding region runs from base 88 to 609 and encodes 173 amino acids. The transcript has 2 exons.